AUGCGUCUCAUUUCUCAUCUUCUUUUUGGAGUAGCCCUGCAGGCUACCUCUGGGCGUGCCACCCUUCUGGUACCACUGACCUAUAAGGACCACCACGGCACUCCUCACGCGGUACAUAACGGAACUACAUAUACUCUUUCAGCAAACGAUACUUCUCCAUCCAUCAUCAUUCUGGACUAUGGACGGAACGUUGAAGGAUAUGGGACAUUUCAUGUCUCCCGGAGAUCGGGUAAUACUUCCGUGUUCGAGAUGAGCUACAGCGAGACAGAAGCCUUGUUGGACAUGUACAUGGCUGAUGGACCCCUGCCACUUGCUGCAGCCAUGGACACUUACCGCAUCAAUCGGUAUAACAUCACGGAACAGAAGACCUACACGAACCGUCUGAUCCAAGGCGCCCUGCGGUACCAGAAGUUGAACCUGUCAAGUGCUGGGGAGCUUGAGCUAUCUCUUGUGGGGUUCAAGCCAACUGUGCAUGAGGUUCCCAUGUCGGGACUUCCAGGGUCCUUUAAUUGCUCGGACCCGGUGCUGAAUCGAAUUUGGGAGAUAGGGGCGCGUACUGUGCAGCUGAACGAAUUUCCUGCAAGAUCUCUUCCGGAUUUCUGGAUUUUGACUGAAGAAGGAGCUCUGGUGGAUAGCCUUGCUCCCCAACCAUUUGCAGCGGACUUUGCAGCUACCAUGUCGGCUUACAAGGUCACCUUCUCCGUGAAGCCGGUAGCGCAUGGUUUUGGCUUCACUGUGUUGAGUGACACGCUAGGGAAUGGGAUUUACAUCUUUGUAGAUGUAGUUAACUCAUCGAUCUCUGCUCAUGCUGGAUCCACAGAGAUUGGACAACCGCCACUGGCGUCGGCUGUUCUACCCCCAUCGGUCACUCUCCACCGGUGGCAUACGGUCGAAGCCACUGUGAAUGUGACACAAAUUUCAAUCAAGCUCAAUGGAAAGUCAGUGCUUGACUUCUCUCAAACCACUGCCUAUUACGGUUCCUUUGGCCUGGGCGCCUCUUUCGGCCAUCGGGCCGUGUUCGCGAAUGCCUCCUUGAUGGCUUUCGGCAAGGAGAUGUAUUCUUCGUCGCUGACAGAAAAGUCUGUCCUGAACGACUUUCUCCUUGGCACCAACCCACUCCCAGUUAGCGUUGAUGGCUCACGGCGCGACCGCAUCGCGUAUGCAGGGGAUCUAGACAUCGCCGCGCGCACCGCGUUUGCCAGCACGAAUGGCCUGGAAUACAUUAACGGAUCAAUCGCACUCCUUGGCUCCAUGCAGAUGCUGCCUGGGUUUUUUACGCCUACCGCGAAGGUGCAACAAGAGCCGCGGGUGGACGUUAUCCAGGCCAACAUCACUGGCUUGAUAGGCUACUCCUUCAGCCUAGUCAGUUCCAUGGCGCAGUACUACGAGCAGACCGGGGAUGUGACAUUUCUACGACACUGGGCGCCUAGGGUCGGCCGACUUUUCGACUGGGCUCACAGCCAGACACUACCCAAUGGGCUUCUCAACAUCUCCGACGCAAGCUUUGGGGGCGACUGGAACUACUACGAUCCUCCUCUGAGCGGCGUGGUAUCGAAAUUCAACCUUGUCUACGCCUAUGCCUUGAAGCAAUGGCUACCCUACAUGGCUGACGGAGGGCUCAACGCCACCAUGUAUGCGAAUCGCCUGCAAUCCUUGCAAAGAGCGAUCGCCACCAGACUCUGGAGCGACGAGCUCCAGGCAUUCUAUCUUUCCGAUUCCCACAAAGACUUUUUCUCACAGGAAGCCAACGCCCUAGCAAUUCUCAGCGACACUGUGCCAUUGACCGGAAACCGGUCCGCCAGUACAGUUCUCUCUUCCAUGGCUCGGCAUCUAUAUGUCCCUGCCGGAGCGCUGGCGUUCUCCAAUGCAAGUGCGGCAAGCGGAUGGGCGCAGAAGAUCAGCCCCUAUGCCUCUGGCUACCAUCUGAAGGCUGCCUUCCAUGCAAACGAUCAGACCAAUGCCGAGCGCCUCCUACGUAGCGUCUGGGGCCCUAUGAGCGAUCCAUCGCUCGCCAACUACACCGGCUGCACGUGGGAGACAUUGAAUGCCGACGGCACGCCCGGCCUUGGUGCUGCCACCUCGCUCUGUCACGCCUGGGGUUCCGGGCCCACGGCGGAUCUCAGUCGUUACGUGCUGGGUGUCCAGGCCGUAACGCCCGGCUUCAAGGAGUGGACGGUCCACCCACAGACUUUGGGCCUGGGGUACGCCCGCGGUAAGCACCCUGUUCCACAAGGUAACAUUCGGGUGGAUUGGUCCUUCGGCAAAGACGGCCUCCUUAACAUGACUGUGACCGCCCCUGCGGGCACAAAGGGGAUUAUAUUUCCCCCCAGCCCACUGAAAGUCCCUUUGUCGAAGUAUAGGGUCUCGGGACAUGCAAGGAAAGUCGGCGAGGGUUUUGAAAUACAGGGAGGGCAGGCAUUCACCCUUCAACAGAGCAGAUAG
Messenger RNA from Aspergillus fumigatus Af293, 2442 nucleotides. Its product is annotated as putative alpha-L-rhamnosidase C. Lineage: Eukaryota; Fungi; Ascomycota; Eurotiomycetes; Eurotiales; Aspergillaceae. Gene Ontology annotation, biological process: carbohydrate metabolic process. The record is from RefSeq and is a predicted model, not a curated record.